GUUUCCACCACCCAUGGAGUCUCUUUCAUUAUCCAUCUCCAUUCCCACGCGUUCCUCUGAUCACUGCACAACUCAACUCCUGAAGCCCAACUCCACCUCUCUUCGAUCAUCCCACCCAACCCGAAAUUUCACCCCCCAUUGCUCAAAUUCACCACAAAACCAUGCCAGCCCAACGCCUCUCACCGGCGCUAAUCUUCACGGGAACUCUCCGAAAGCCCUUUUCUUCUCUAUUUUCACGGGUUUAUCUUUCCCCUGUUCGUGCUUUGCUUCUGAAAUUGCUGCACCCACUGAAGAGAUUCCAAGUAAAAUAAAUUUAGAAGCAAUUCUGGUCUCCAUUGAUGAACUGCUCACUAGGUAUCCCUUUGUUGCUUUUGGGGUUGCAUUUAUUUGGCUUGCAGCAGUCCCACUCACUCAGCAGUACAUGCAGAAGUACAAGUUCAUCUCUGCCAUUAAUGCAUUUAAGAAGCUCCGGGAUGACCCGAAUUAUCAGAUGUUAGAUAUCAGGGAUAAGAGGGCUCUGGCCUAUUUAAAUUCCCCCAAUUUGAAACUCUUGAAAAAGAGUGCGAGACAGGUUCAUUUCGUUGGAGGAAAUGAAGAUGCUUUUGUCAAGGAGGUUAUGGAGAAAUUUCCAGAACCGCAAAGCACAAAUGUUUGCAUUAUAGACCAGUGAGCUUUCCCAAUCUUUGUGAUAUAAGUUGAUACUUUUCAUAUCUUACUGGUUGCAGCAAAUUUUGUUUGCAGCAAUAUUUGUUAAGUCAUCUCACAUCUAAGCACAUCGACCAAAUACAAAAACAUAGAUCUGCAUAUAAGUGAUUAGCCUGUCAGAUUGACUGUGGGGCGAAACCUCCAGCAUUAGGUUCCACCGUUCCAAUGAGUAGUUUGAUCCUUGUAAGCACCAACAGUAAGCAUUUUGAUAUAGUACAAUAUGUGUACUUGACCUAUGUGGGAUGAUUUAACAAUACUUUAUGUGUUAAUUGCAGUGCAUUGAGUUCAAAAUUGGAAUGGACUUGACUGUGUUAUGGGUCAUUAUUAGGUGUUAAAUAGGAUUGUUUACCUCUAGGAUUUAAAAUUAGUAUAUACGGUGUCUGACGAUUUUGAAAAAUGAAUAAAUGAUGUAUAUUGACUGCUAUGUGGAAGGUAGUUUUGAUGGUAACUCGAUCACAGUGGCUGAACUCUUGGUAAAAAGUGGUUUCAAAGAGGCCUAUGCAAUCCGAGGUGGGCUACGAGGCAGUAAAGGGUGGCAGGUGAUAUCACUAUCUAUUCUAAAUGUGCUUAAUCUGGGAAUAACUGAAUAAGUUGAUACAUUGGCACAUUGCAACCAUGUGUCUUGAAUCUUAACAGUAAUAAAAUGUGCACUCUAGCCAAAUUUCUAGUUAUAAAAUAGGGAAUAGUAUGGAAAAAGUACAUGUGGUUGGGCGAAUUUUCAUAUAGGGGUCUGCGUUUCAUUUCUUAAAAAACUAAUCUAUGUGCUUUGAUUCUCUUAUCACUGGAGAGGUCCGCUACCUAACACCAUCAGAAAUCGCCCGAAGAAGGCGAUGAACUUCUCCCUUUUGUUAAAAAACUAAUCUAUGUGCUUUGAUCGCAUGUCCAUUUUGUUGUAGGAGAUACAAGAAGAACUUCUCCCUUUAUCUGUUCGUGUCUACCCCAAGAAGAAAGCCAAAGUGUUGGAACUGGAACAAGGUAACAGUACAGAUGCCAUCCAGCCAGAUGAAGAUAUGGAUUCCGGUAUUAAAAGAGGUGAAGAGAUUAUCAAGGGAUCUGUUACAAUGCCCCUUGAGAUCAACUCAAGUGGUUAUAGGCCAUUAUCUCCCUAUACAAAUUACCCAGAUUUGAAGCCUCCGUCGUCUCCAACUCCAUCAAAGCCCUCGGUUGCACCGGUUGAUGCUGUGUAAUAGUUAUAUACAGAGAGUAGUCAUCAGUAGAACAGAAUUUGCAUUGUUUCCCUCCAUAUCAAUACAUUGUAGGGAUAGAAUGCAUUGAGGGGCCGUGUAGUGAGUAAUUGUGCAAGACUAUGUCAGGCAUAUGGCAAGUGAGGCCGUCACCUUCCCAUUGUUCUAUUUGUAGCUUGUAUAAUGUAUCCAUAACCCAUAGCUGUAUUUCUUCUGCCAUUUGGUUAUUCCAAUAGAGAGAAUGGUUCAGUUUGUCACGUACUCACGUACACAUGCAUUUAAUUAUUGCUCGCCAUAGGACUUUAUUAGCAACUUAUUGACAGUUUUUUAUGUCCGUUCUAGUCUAUUUAUUUUUCGAUUAGUUACUCUCAGUACCAAUGGAACAUGUCAUUUGAUCGUCAUAUAUAUAGACAUGUGUGUGCAAAUUA
Messenger RNA from Cuscuta epithymum, 2317 nucleotides. The record is from the annotation of a GenBank genome assembly. NCBI's taxonomy places the organism in Eukaryota, Viridiplantae, Streptophyta, Magnoliopsida, Solanales, Convolvulaceae.